CCCCGGGAAGGGGAGGAGGCUGGCAGCGCUCCCAGCCCGGCCAGCAUCCCUCCCCGCCGGCAGCGAUGCUCAGUCCUGGCUCAGCCUGGCAGCAGUGCAGGCAGGGAGGGCACACGAGCCUGAGGAGGACAUGGGCGAGAACAACCGGACAGAGCCUUGGCACCAAAGCCUGCAGGCAGUGCUGAACGCCUUAAACCAGACGCUGCACGGGGCCAUCCCCUGCCCCGGCCAGGCCCCGGCCAGCACGGCGGGGACCACGCGCGGUGGCCACGCCGGCCGCAACGACAACGCCUACAUGUACAUCCUCUUCGUCAUGACGCUCUUCGCUGCCACCGUGGGCAGCCUCAUCCUGGGCUACACCCGCUCCCGCAAGGUGGACAAGCGCAGCGACCCCUACCACGUCUACAUCAAGAACAGGGUCUCCAUGAUCUGAGCCUGGCCCAAGCCUUGUCCCCAGGGAGCCGCUGGCCUCGGGGUCACCGUGCUGCGCGCCUCCCGCUCGCUGUGGGAUGCGACAGUGCUGCUGGCCCCAAAGCUUCUGAGAACCCCCCAAAGCUGCUGAGAACCCCCCAAAGCUGCUGGGAACCCCCACCAUGGAGGAGCUCAGUCCUGGUGUGAGCAGCGCUGGGAUGUCCUGGCUGGCAGGAGCUGGGACAACAUGACCUGCAAGCAGGUCCUGGUCCUGCAGACCCACCUCGGCUCCACCUGCAAGCAAGUCCUGGUCCUGCAGACCCACCUCGGCUCCACCUGCAAGCAGGUCCUGGUCCUGCAGACCCACCUCGGCUCCACUGUGGGUAUGGGGAUGGCAGGGGCAGCUCCUUUCCCACCGUGGCCUGCAGGGGCUGACAGGAGGCUUUGAGGAGAAUAUUUCUCCAUUCCCUACUCAGAUCAGCCGGCGUUGACCUCCCUGGGCUCCCAGCAGCUGUGACAGUGGUUCACGGGUUUUUUCUGGUGCUGAAACCCUGUAAUGUUUGAGCUGGGCUGGGCCCUGCUUUUCUGGCAUGGAAUUAAAGGAGGUGAUGGGUUCCAGGGGACUUGUGUUUGCUUCUGCUCCGAGCAGAGUUGAUGUUUGGGGCAAUACACGGGGCAUCACUCUGUGCCAGAGCCCAGGGGACACUGAAAGGGCUGAACCUGCUGCCUGUGUGCUGCCAAGGUGGAUUCAAGGGCAGCCCUUCAGUGGCAUCACAGCCCCUACGAUGGGAGAGGUCCCCCAGGAUGGAGCGAG
This is a messenger RNA of Pseudopodoces humilis (Tibetan ground-tit), 1225 nucleotides long. RefSeq names its product potassium voltage-gated channel subfamily E regulatory subunit 3 (gene KCNE3). The record is from RefSeq and is a predicted model, not a curated record. Lineage: Eukaryota; Metazoa; Chordata; Aves; Passeriformes; Paridae. Gene Ontology annotation, biological process: membrane repolarization during action potential; regulation of ventricular cardiac muscle cell membrane repolarization; potassium ion export across plasma membrane. Gene Ontology annotation, molecular function: potassium channel regulator activity; voltage-gated potassium channel activity involved in ventricular cardiac muscle cell action potential repolarization; transmembrane transporter binding. Gene Ontology annotation, cellular component: voltage-gated potassium channel complex; membrane.